Cuscuta campestris is the source of this 5223-nucleotide messenger RNA. NCBI's taxonomy places the organism in Eukaryota, Viridiplantae, Streptophyta, Magnoliopsida, Solanales, Convolvulaceae. The record is from the annotation of a GenBank genome assembly.
GGCAUGAAAUUUCUACCCAAAUAAACCCAAAGAAGAUCAGCUCAAAAUCAGGAGAAGCAUCAUGGAAAAUCAACUCACAUGGAUGGGCAUUAAGCAUUGAUUUGUAGGAAAGAAGUAGGAAACUUCCUUGUUGUAUUCUUCCUUCAUUGUUCUUGUAUUUUUCCUUAUUUGUUGUUGUAUAAAUACUUCAGCCAUGAGGCCAUUGUAACAGAACCAGAUUAUUGAAUUAAAAACCUUGUUUACUCUUUUGAGUAAUUCCUUUAAAAUAGUGUGAUGCUAUUUUAUCCAAAUUUCCUAAUGAAAUAUCUCUAAAGUUGGCUACUUUAGGAUGCUGUUGAUUUUGGAAAUUGGAUAUCUUGAUCAGAAAUGUCAGAGACAAACAAUGUCGCCAAAGCAGCCAUCUUCAAGACACUUGAUCCCAUCACCUUCUCCAAGAUCAAGCAUCUCAAGACUGCCAUGGAGAUUUGGCAAGGUCUUGGGAAGCUAUGUGAGGGAUUAGAGGACCUGAGAAAGCAGAAGAUAGAAGUCCUACUUGAGAAGUUCAAAAGCUUCAAAAUGCUUCCCGGAGAAUCAUUUGAUAUGUUGGAUGAAAGAUUCCACAAAAUCUUGAAUGAUCUUGCAUCACUUAACCACGUUCUUUCUCCCAAGGAAAAGAAUGUAAGGUUAAUGAGAUCACUUCCAACCGAGUGGUACACCAAAGCCACAGCAAUGGAAGAAGGAAGAAACUGGGAGAACUACACAGUCCAAGGUCUCCUUGAUGAGCUCAGAACCUAUGAGCACGAGCUGAAGAAGAAGAAGGAAGAACAAGUCACUCCCUUCCCCACGGCGCUGAUGACAACUCCAAGAGUCCCAUCAACAUGCCCGUACCCAAAGGUGGAGAAGUACGGAGAAAGAGAAAGAAACGAGAAGAAAAAGAAGGCAAUGGUUGCUGCUGAAAGUGACGAGUCAUCCAGCUCAAGCUCGGAUGAAGAAGCCUUCGUCUGCAUGGAGCGCAGAGCUGAGAAGUCCAACCAUGAGGAUAGGUGGACUAUGUCAGAAGAUGACACUCUCUACCUAAUGGCCAAAGAUGAUGCUGAUCAAGAGGUAACCUCACAAAGCUCCUGCUCAUCUUCUUAUGAAAGCAUACCAACUUCUGAAAAUCUUUUUGACCAGUUCAAAAAGAUGAUGGAAGAUUUUGAGGAGAUAAAUCUCAAACACUCAUCCUUAACAGAAGAGAACAAGUUAUUAAGUGAAGAGAAUCUCAAGUUGACUGAAGGUCGGAAAAGUCAACUAGAUGAGAUCACUCAACUUAAAGCUGAAAAUGAAUCUCUCUCUGAAAAGGUGAAACCCCUCAACAAGGAGCUAGGGAUACUUAAGUCCAAAGAAGCAGUGGAUAAGCUUCUUGAAACGACCAAACAUAAGGGUCGUGAAGGACUUGGGUUUGACCCCUCCAGUUCCAAAAAGAAAGGGAGAACAACUUUCAUCCCUCCUAAACCUACUGCUAAACCCAAUAAGCAGAAAGGAAAGGAGAAGGAGAAACCAACAGAAGUUCCCAAAAAGAAAGCCGCUAAGUACCCAGGUGUCUGGUACUUAGACAGUGGCUGUUCAAGACACAUGACGGGUGAUGCGAGCCUUUUGAGCAAUCUAAUUCCCUAUGAUGGUCCAAGAGUUACUUUUGGAGGAAGCAAUGAUUUUGGCCUUACUAAAGGGCUAGGAAAUCUGGUGUACAAGGGACUAACCAUCCAAGCUGUAUCUUAUGUUGAAGANAUGACGGGUGAUGCGAGCCUUUUGAGCAAUCUAAUUCCCUAUGAUGGUCCAAGAGUUACUUUUGGAGGAAGCAAUGAUUUUGGCCUUACUAAAGGGCUAGGAAAUCUGGUGUACAAGGGACUAACCAUCCAAGCUGUAUCUUAUGUUGAAGGUCUCAAUUAUAACCUUCUUAGCAUAAGUCAGUUUUGUGAUAAAGGUUACUCCUUGGAAUUCUGCAAGGACAUGGCAUCCCUCAAGAACAUCUCCACAAAUGAAGUCAUUCUCACUGGGAAGAGAAUCAGGAACAUCUAUGAAGUGAUAUGGGACGAUGUCAAGGAAGCAUGCCUAAUCAGCAAAGAAAAGGAUGAAGAAAUCAAUGAAGGAGAUAGAAUGAAGCCUAUGAAGUUCAUUCCAUUCGGAAGUCUACCACUAAAGACUUCACAAAGAAAUCCGGAUUCAGACAGUGCUGAGCCUACCGGAAAUCAUGGCCAGCCUUCCAUUAUUCCGGAUCAGUCAAAUGUUGACAAUUCCGGAAAUGGCAACCCAGUGUCAAUCCAUCCGGAAUCACUAACAAACUCUGUUCUUCAACCAGAAGCUGAACUAGAUCAACCAGUCAACCCUAAUCAACACAAUCUUCGUUGGACAGAGGCCGAGGCGUCCAAGUCAAAGCGUCCAAGUCCAGGCGUCCAGAUCGGGACGCUUGAGCUGCUCCGGCCAACCAGGUUUUGCCACGUGUCUUCCUUGGUCUGCAAUCCAGCUAAGGCGUCCAACUCCAAGCGUCCAACUUGGCCAAGCGUCCAAGUUGGACGCCUUGAGGCCUUGAAAUUGGAAGCCAAAUGUUCGUCAUCGGAGUUCUAUCAAAGCUAUCUAGAGAUGAUAGCUGCUCAAGAACUCUCCAAAUUCCUUCAUAUGGAGAUCCACUCCAAAUAUGAAGUUGAAGUUUUGGAAUUCUACAGAAAUGGAGAGGUCAAGACUGUUCAAUCAAAGAAGAACCCACAGAGGACGAUUCAAGUCAUAAAAUCCACUGUUGGAGGGAGAAAAGUGAAGCUUUCGCAGAAGAAAUUGGGAGAAAAGCUUCACCUUCCCAACUCUGGAGCUGAAAUCGGGAGAUUUCUAGUCAAAAAUCUGGACUGGGAUAUUAUUGGAAUUUCUAGGCAAGUUCCUUCUGGCCCAGUGAAGAAAGCAGACCUGAACAACGACUACAAACUUGUUCUGGAAUUGGUCAUCGCCUGCCUCGAGUGUGGAAGUGGAGGACAUGCUAAUGACAUCACCCAAGAGAGGGCCUUCAUCAUCAACACCCUCAUUACCAAGUCUAAGGUAAAUUGGGCUGCACAUUUCUUCAAUUCCAUCUCAAAGCAUCUGGGAAAGCCCAACCAGAAAUACCUUUGUCAAGGUCUGUACAUUGGACAUAUUUUGGAGUCUAUGGGUGCUGCUUCUGAAGGAAAGAAGUAUGAAGCCAAAUAUUGGCUAUACUACCUGUCUUUCAAAGGGGAAAACAGAGCUGGUGCUAGCACAACUGCAGAGGAUGAAGCCUCUUCAGACAAUGUGCCAAUCAUAAAUCUGAAGAAAACAGCCAAGAGGAAGCAUGUGGUGUCUCCCUCUCCAAGUGUUGAAGCACCACAGAACCUUGCUCUGGUCAAUCUGGAAGAAGUAGAAGAAGUCUCUAUCCAAGGAGAACUUCAAAGGAAGAAGAAGAGGAAAAUCACCUCUCCCUCAACUUCUGGAAAUGUCAACCCGGAUGAGUUGAAGGAGAAGGAACCAGUUGAGGACAACUCUGCCCACAACCAGAGCCCUCAACAACUAGAAGAAGAAGUUCAUCAACUCUACUAUGACUGGAGAGCUUGGAAGGUUGGAAAUUCAGCAGAGCAGUUGUUGGGAUGGGACCAACAAUUGAAGAAUGAAAAGAUCAUCAAGAAGUGCUUGGGACUGCCAGUCAACCACAGCUGUGAACAAAUUUUUGAUGAUGACUGGUUGAGGAUUUCCCAAUCUUUCCGGAAACCUCACCUGUCUUUGAAAUGGUUCUCCCUGAAGCUGACCAGGAGAAUGCAGCCUCUACUCCACAAGAACAGAAUCAAGGAGCAUCAGAGGAAGAACUUCAGCAACAUCUCCAGUCUCAAGUUCUUGAGAUUCUCACAACUGCUUGUAACCAACUUCCAUUUCCAUAGCUCUUCCAUUCCUACACUUCCGGAUGAAGUACCGGAAAUCUGGACAAAGAAGGUCCAAAGGCUGAUUGAAUCAGCCCUAGCAUCUCAGCAUGCCUCCUUUAGGCAAGAGAUAGAGCAGAUGGAAGCCAGGUACAACAAGCUGAUGGAGAAAUCCGAAGAGACACACUGCUCCAAUCUCAAGGAGAUAAGCAAAUCAGUGAACAAGACUCUAGAGAUCAUUUCUCUAUUGAGUAACUCUGUGAGCGACACAAUGGAGACAUAUGCAUCUGACAGUUAUCUUCAACUCAAAGAAGUUAACAAAAUCAGAGAGCAAAUAGCAAAUGUCACAGUCAGUCUGCAGAAGCAAAUGUCCCUUCUCCAAAUGGACAUCAGAUCGGCUCUGGCAGUAUCUUCACCGAAUCAGAGAAAUAAUCCAGAGAACUCAGCACAACAUCUAUCUAGCUCAGGACUGGAUGGAACAGAGGCUGUUGGAACCAUUGUCUCUCAUUUCUCAAAUGAUGACCAGACAAAGGAGAGAUACCGGAACAUCAGACGCAUCAAAAAACUAUGUGGAAACAUGCAAGGCAUCGGGCUGCCCAUCCGAGGCGACGACAUCGCGACAUACGGUGGCGACGAUUGGAUCCUCAACAACGAGGCGGUCGUCGUUCGCGAGCUUGGGAUCACUAACUUGAUCCGCCACACUGGCACGCCGAUGAUCCACUCAGCCCCACUGGAGAAGCGCCUCCUCCUCUACAUCCUCACCCGGAUCCUCCGCCCUCGGGAUGGCAGCCACACCUCGCUCUUUAACGAGGACUUGAAGGCAAUUCACGCCAUCAUGCACAGCGCCUCCAUCAAUUGGGCGACAUUCAUCAUGAUUCACAUAACGGAUUGCGCUUCCAUCGCCACCGAGCGGAGCUUGCCGUACGCCUUCCUUGUCAUGGACCUCAUCUCCAUAGCCGACACCCUGAAUCGGCUAACCCUCACGGUGGAAGGCAUGGGGCAAUACAUGGAGCAGAUGGACUGGACGCUGCAACGCCAACACCACGACAUGAGGGUGUUCUUCCGCGGCAUCAACUACGUCCCUCCUCCCUUUGACAGCACCAUCGUCGGCCAAAACUUUGAAGGCGAGGAUGAGGACGACGACUCCUACGCUCCGUCCUUCUCCUUCGACAAGGUUGACUUUGAGGAUGCAGUCGACGGCGAUCCCAUGGACGUCGCGGAUGACGAGGAUGACGACGAGGACGACGACGCCGACUCCUAGACUCUUCUUACUUUUUAUUUAAUAUGAUUGCAUUUUUUUAAUUUCUAUUCCGUUGUAUUCCGCAUUUCCCUUUAAUGAAUAAAAGUUUACUUU